Sceloporus undulatus (fence lizard) is the source of this 684-nucleotide messenger RNA. It is a transcript of the gene CCDC200, whose product is annotated as coiled-coil domain containing 200. Bases 262 to 504 code for a protein of 80 amino acids. The transcript has 4 exons. The record is from RefSeq and is a predicted model, not a curated record. Lineage: Eukaryota; Metazoa; Chordata; Lepidosauria; Squamata; Phrynosomatidae.
ACUGUGCCUUGUCUUCUAUUGUGGUUAGGAGGACCUCUGAGCACAGGGCACCCAAAGGGUGUUAAGGAGCUUCUCAGUCAUACCCUGAGCUCCUUUGGGCUGCCAGCCAAAUGGUUUGACUCCGGAGAGUCAGGGACCGAUGAUGAUGAUGAUGGCAUCCAAUUGGUUUGGUCCUGGGGAGCCAGGGACCAGCAAGGACUGAAGUCAAGGCAGCCAGUAACAACUUCUCUUCAGGGGAAUGAAGAGACAAAGGCCAGGUGAAUGGCUCUGAGACGGUUUGUCCGCAGCCAAAGAGCGUCUCUAGCCAUGGCAAGAGGACCCUCUGAAGGAAUGCAGCGUAUGGAAGUUCCCAAAGAGCCACCCCCCAGCCAGAUGGCCCAGAAACCCCCACCCCCACAUGAAGUGAAGGAUGACCCUUGCCCAUGCAACACAGACCAUGUACUGAAGCACAGUGGCAAACUGUUGAAAAGAUACACGACCACAGAGUAUAUUCAACAAUGGUAACCCAUGAAGUAGCUAAUAGUAGCAGGAAGAGAUUCUCUUUUCUGGCUCUGAAUUGGAGGACAAAAUGUUGCUGACAUCGGUGGUGCAAGACCCUUGCCAGAGCGAAUGGUGAAGAGUUAAUGACUCCAUGCAUGGGAAACCUGCCCUAGCUUGCAAUAAAAAACUCUUCCCAGUCGCAAA